AGGGAGGUGUGAUCUUUUUUCUUCUUUUCUUUUUAACAUGAAUAAAACUCAUAAUUUACCUUCCAUCACCACUUUACUUUCUUCGCCUCCUCGUAUUGUCGUCGUACGAGACGAUGGAAAUCAACACACUACAGACGAUGAUGAUGCUCUAUCACCGAGAUAUCUAAAGUCUCCAACCAAUUACAAUGAUCGUCUAUCCGCCACUCUUUCGCCCAUGCUAUCACCCAUAGACUCUUAUGCUUCCUCUAUACACACUUUAUCACCCAAUAUCACUCCAUUACAACCUACCUCUCCUUUACCCGCCAUGUUGGCUUUACCACCCUUACAAGGCGAUGAUCCACCACGAAGACUUCAAAGACAUCCUUCCAUUUCUUCUAUCGCUUCUAUCUCUCCAAAACCCGCUUUUAAUUCCCUCUGGUCAUCAUCCGCACCUUCCUCACCUCGUCCCCUCAGCAGAUCUCCCUCCCCAGCAGCAGUAGCAGCAGCAACAGCACCAUCGCAUAAAGAAAACACACAGCAUCUAUACCAGGCACGCCUGCAAAAAGCACCCCAAUCACCAGAAAGAGCACCGCAUUCCUACCAGCAAACACCAGAAGAACUGCAGGAAGAACCCCAGACACAAAUCAUACUAUCAGAAUCAGGUCACCCCAUUUUAAAACGGAGAAGAGGCAGGCCACCCAAUAUGCGAGAGCCUUCGCUGGAGGGUGGCUGGACCUUUCUUACGCCUACGGUGUGGGAUGUCAAUCAUCCUCAGCAAGGAUCCGCACCAGCCACUUUACCAAGCACAUCCGAUUCGGUCAUGAACGGAUCCAUGGCUGCCUUUACUAGCUCCAAUAUGGAUAUGGUACUUCAAAUGCCGCGUAAAAAACGAGGUCGUAAGCCCAAGACUCAUAUCGUUGGAAAUUCAUGCUUUGUGUGGAAAGAUAUUACUGCCGCAAGAAGAUCGACAAAAGUCAUCAAAGAACAACAAAAAGCCGCCCUAAGAAGAUUGGAGCAAGCACCAUUGUAAAUAAAUAAAUAAAUAAAAAUUCACUUAGUUUAGUAAAUUCCCA
Mucor mucedo is the source of this 1052-nucleotide messenger RNA. RefSeq lists its product as uncharacterized. The transcript has a single exon. The record is from RefSeq and is a predicted model, not a curated record. Bases 38 to 1009 code for a protein of 323 amino acids. NCBI's taxonomy places the organism in Eukaryota, Fungi, Mucoromycota, Mucoromycetes, Mucorales, Mucoraceae.